Messenger RNA from Haplochromis burtoni (Burton's mouthbrooder), 1290 nucleotides. Its product is annotated as CD2-associated protein. Gene Ontology annotation, molecular function: protein binding. NCBI's taxonomy places the organism in Eukaryota, Metazoa, Chordata, Actinopteri, Cichliformes, Cichlidae. The record is from RefSeq and is a predicted model, not a curated record.
AUGUUGUGUAGGUUAGAUGUGGUCCCAAAUGUCACAAGACAUCUGAAAUCACAAAGUUAACAGGAGGAGGUGGUGGUUGGGGUGUCAACAUUCCAUUAACCAUUCCUCUCGCGGGAAUGAAACAUCGCGAAGUUUCCUGCUAUGUAGUGUCUUGGUAGCAGCAAGAAUCAGGCAAUCGGAGUAGCAGCGAGCCGUGGAGGCAAGUCCAAGAAAGGUGGAGACUCCUGGGUAACGUCCUGCACUCAACUCUAGAAGCACUACCGAGAGACACAACCAGGGAGGCUGCUGCCGCUGCUGGAGCGAAGACGAAUGGAUAUACCCCUCAUCUGGCUUCUUUUUCAUCAGUAACUCGACUAGAAAACUCUUGGCGGUUGGCCGUGCUCAUCUACCUGGUUAGUAGUUAGCUAGCAGCGAGGCUGCUGGACGACAGAAUCCCAGCAUUUGAUCGCGAGGCGCCGAGAAGGACAGGAAUGGGAACUGAAAAAGGACCCUAAAGAGGGCAGUCAAACAGCAGAUGAGCCAAAGGAAGAGCAGCUUCAGAAGAGAGAGAAGGUGGGGAACGUGGCCGGCCUGGUCCAGAGAAUAAGCACUCUUGGCAUCCCGGCCGGUGCCUUCCAGCCACCAGUGCCCGCAGCUUCAAAGAAGCCUAAGAAGAGACAGUGCAAGGUGCUAUUUGAGUAUCAACCGCAGAACGAAGACGAGCUGGAGCUGAAAGUUGGAAACAUCGUAGAGAUCACUGAAGAGAUGGAAAUGGAGCGGAAAGCAUUGGCACACCCACCUCACCAUUGCCCACUCCGGGGAACGGAGGCAUUGCCCAGCCCAAGAAGAUCAAAGGAGUCGGCUUCGGAGAUAUUUUCAAAGAUGCUUCUUACAAAAAACGUCACUCAGUGCAAACCCCUGACAAAGAGGAGAAGAACGAAAAUCCAAUCCCAUCAAUACCCCUUGCUGCAAAGCCCGCCCCUCCCAACACGACAGAUUCACAGAAAGCAGAUGGAGACAGCAAAGCCAAAGGUAACACACUACAAACAUACUUCAGGUGCAUUAGUGUAAUAUCUGUCACCAGUCUAUAGAUCUGUAUGAGAGUGAUGUUUGUCUUUUUGUUUAUCUUUUUGUGAGAUUUAUUGAUUUUAAAUACUGAAAACCUUGGUUCAAAACAGUCUACAGAGUGGAAUUGCAAGCCUUAAAAUGUACUGUAAAAUCUGAAGUGUGAUCUACAUGCAUCCCUUUCUGCUGAGGGGUAUUGAUUAUGGAGGAGUAUGGAGCAGCACUGACCAAUUAGCUGCCACCAUG